Diaporthe citri is the source of this 1467-nucleotide messenger RNA. RefSeq lists its product as uncharacterized. The record is from RefSeq and is a predicted model, not a curated record. Bases 1 to 1467 code for a protein of 488 amino acids. Gene Ontology annotation, molecular function: carbohydrate:proton symporter activity. Gene Ontology annotation, cellular component: membrane. Gene Ontology annotation, biological process: transmembrane transport; carbohydrate transport. Lineage: Eukaryota; Fungi; Ascomycota; Sordariomycetes; Diaporthales; Diaporthaceae. The transcript has a single exon.
AUGCAGGGCACCAGGCUCGGUCAGAUACGCGCGUACUAUCUCGGGAGCGUCGUCUGCGUAGGGGGGUUUCUCUUCGGGUACGACUCCGGCAUAGUCGGCGGUGUCUUGACGCUCGCUUCCUUCCAGCGCGACUAUGGCUACGCGACCGCAGGGGCGACGCGGACCAACUCGCUGUCGGUCGGGCUCCAGCAGCUCGGGGCCUUUGUCGCGUGCUUCCUCGCGUGGCCCCUGACGGACUACCUCGGCCGCAAGAAGGCGCUGAUGAUCUCCAGCCUGGUCUUCUGCGUCGGCGCGCUCGUGCAGACCAUCAACACGCACUCGCUGGCGGCGUUUUACGUCGCGAGGGUCAUCGCCGGGCUGGGGCUCGGCACGGCGACCGUGGUUGUCCCCAUGUUCAGCUCGGAGAUGACGCCCAAGGAGAUCAGGGGCCAGAUAGGGAGCUUCUUCCAGUGGUUCUUCACCUUUGGCAUCUUUACCAGCUACUGGGUCGACUACGGGGUCGCCCUGGGCCCGAGCAACUCGCGGCAGUGGCAGAUCCCCGUCGGCCUGCAGCUGGUCCCCGGGGCUCUGCUGGGCCUCGGGAUGCUGACGCUCAGGGAGAGCACCCGGUGGCUUACCAAGAAGGGCCGUCACGAGGAGGCGCUCGAGAGCCUCAAGUGGAUCCGGGCGGACGACUCACAGGCGGUGUUGGACGAGAUGGAGGACAUCAGGCUGGGCGUCGAGAUGGAGGCCCGCGCCACCGAGGGCUUCCGGCCCAGGGAGCUCCUCCAGGGCGACAACUUCAAGCGGGUCUUCGCCGCCUUCGCCAUCUUCGCAGCACAGCAGGCUACCGGCGCAACCGCCUUUGCCUACUUUGGACCGCAGUACUUUAAGCUCCUGGUCGGGUCUGGAAAUAAGGGCCUGCUGCUCACGGCGAUCUUUGGGGCCAUCAAGGUCGCCGCCUGUGGAAUCUUCGUCCUGUUCGUCUCUGAGCGGGUCGGCCGGCGGAAUGUGCUGAUCGGAGGAGCGGCUUUCAUGGCCGCUUGCCAGAUAACGACUGCCGCCGUCGUCAAGGCGAUCCCGCCACCCGAGCAGGGCAAUGUCACCAGCUCUGGCAUCGCCACGGUUGCUUUGAUUUACCUUUUUGUCAUCGCAUAUAACUUCAGCUGGGGUCCGAUGCCGUGGCCCUAUGUGGCUGAGAUCUUCCCUGCUCGGAUUCGUGAGCCAGGCGUGGCCGUCGGCGUGGGCUCACAAUGGUUGUUCAACUUUGUCUUCUCGUUGACAACGCCGUACAUGAUGACGAAUAUGGGCUGGGGCACUUUCCUGUUGUGGGGCGUCUUCGAUGUUGUUAUCGCCAUCGUUGCUUUCUUCUUCCUCAAGGAGACCAAGGGGCUGUCGCUGGAGACCAUUGCGCACCAGAACUUCAAGAGGGGAGCCUCAGAGGACGAUGUGAUACACACCAAGCAGCACGGUGAGGACCCCUCGUGA